GUCAGCGCCAGCUUCCAGGUCACGUGAUCAGUCAGCUGGUCUUCAGCACAUCCGCCUGACCCGCUACUGUUUACAAAUCAGCAGACAGUCGGACAGAGCAGAAUGAGGAUUCCUGCGUGAUCUGAACAGGUACUUAAAACACACUGAGAGCCUGCAGCGGCUGUAGAGAUAACUCUGUGCCUUUGCCAGCAUGUUAGUGUGUGUGUAGGAGUGUGUUAGGAGUUUGUCCUGUGUGUUGGAGUAGCAGAUGUGUGUCGGAAGUGAAGACAGGCCCGUACAUCGGCUCGGUUACGACAUGCUAACAGACGGGCCAAACUUCACAUUAUCCAACAUGCUGCCUGUCACAUUAAGUCAGAUUCAGUCAAAUCUGACACUUAUAGCGCGUGAUUUUACCUUUAUUCUGCUGGUUUAUCUUUCUUUUAGCUUUGUUAGCCAAACAGCAGGCUAGCUUAGCGUGUGUUUGGCGUUUUGCCCUGCCUGCAUCGAUAAUCCUGCAGACUGACUCUCAUCAUCCGUGCUGCAGCAAACACGGACACAAUGUGCCCUUUACGCUGAAUUACAUUUUCAAUGCUGGAAAUGAAAGAUGAAAUGAGAAGUGUUCAAAGUGCUCCUCUUACUGCUAAUGUAGUCAGUAGUCUUGUUUCCUCAGGCUGUCCCACCCUGCCUGCCUGUCAGACUCUGGGAUGGGUUUAAACAGUGCAGAGAUUUGCUUGCAGCUUGUUUCCCUGCACGGUUCAAUGUAAUUUCACACACCUCUCCACUCCUCUAAGAAGUAGGUCGGAUCAAAUGUGUUUGUGUGAGGAAAGUACAGCAGUGUCUGCAGGCCAGAGAGGACAGAAAGGCUCCUUAUUAGAGCUGUGUGCUGUGCCUCUAAGUGUAAAAAGGAGGGAGUGAAACUGACCUGCAUACUGUGAUCACAGACAAAAGCUGGCCUUUGUCAGCACUGACAAGUGAAAAGAGAGGAAACAGGGCAGUAUAUGUGAUAUGGGAACUAUAUGUAAACUGCUGUUCCUGAAGAGUAUUAAGAGUUGUCAGAUGUUUGAAGGUUUCUCUUUAGUUUUUCUUGCAUUGUAUAUCUCUGUUUAGUUCAUCUGUUGCAGUUUUUUUAAGGUUUACAGCUCACUUUUCCUGUAAAAUUUAAACAGAUUGUUAUUGUGAUCCCUAAGAAGUGGUUGCAUAACUGGAAAAAGUGUUAUGCAGUUUGUAAAUCCCUGAAAAUCAUCUUGUUAUUCAUAGUGGGGGAAAAAAAGCAAAGAUUAGGGCAGAGUCUGAAAGUACAGAAGCCUAGAGAGGACAUGUUUCCGUAUGUUUUCCUCACUUUGUUUUCUAGUGGGAAUAUGGUAGCUGCAGUUGUCUUCUUAGCAUGUCAACCUAUUUUUAUGGUUAUUUUAGAGAACAAUAAGUCUUAUUGACUCAUGAAAAGAGGGAAAUUUCGUUGUAUUCUAGAAAGCUAAACAUUGAGCUGGUCACUGCGAUAAGUAAAACAACAUAAAACAUUGUUGUCUUUUUCAAUGAGGUAAGUUACAUCAAUUUCUAAGUUUGCUUUGUGCCUUUGCAACUCACAGCUUGCAAGUUAUGAUAUUCUAAGUUAGGUUGGGACCUCAAGAAAACAACUCAAAUGAGCUUGUAAUUAUAUUUAACCAGGGUCUGUAAAAUGUAUUGAUUAAAAUAUUUAUUUGGCUUGCCGGAUGAACCAACUUGAAGAAGGGACGACCCACAUGAAUGGUGGCUAUCAUUAAAAUUGUGUUAAAAGGAAGCUGCAAAGCAAAACAAGGAACAUCUUUAGACACCAAGAGGCUAAAAUGUGAGAUGAGAAUAAUGUGAAGAGUGUAAAAUCAACCUGUUAUUUAACUUUGCAGUGGUUAGCCAUGGUAGCUGUCUGUGUUUAUUUACAGGCUCUGGAGUGCAAUUAAGUUCAGUGCAUUAGACGCCAUGCUAUUUUCGUUGCAUGGUUGGGUAUUUUUGUUAUAGCUGUCAUGCUUUUGUGUCUCACAUGCAGGUGCAUGUUAGUGUAGCCAAGCCUACGUUAACAUUAGUGCAGACUAGGCUACUUGUUUUCUGAAGUCUUGAAAUAUUACUGAAAUAAAGGUUUGCAUUGUAAGAAUGGUAUAAACCAGCAAAGAAAAGGCUAACAAUAUGGAGCAACAGUGCUACAAACUAUCAGGCAGCCACAGCCGGAGGGAGGAGAGCAGGGAGAGGAAGGAGAAGAUUCAGGUGUGUGUCUGAAAAGCCAAGGCACAGAAUGAGCAUGAUGAGAGAUCGGGAGGCUGUGGGAUCAUGAGCCAAAGACUGAUGGGCAAAAAAAGUGAGAGACAUAAUUUUGAAUCAUAUUAAAAUACAGGCUCAAGUUUUAACCCUCUUAAUGACAUUGAAUGAAAGUUUGAAAAGACUGAUUAAUUUGAUUAAUCUGCCGCAUCUGAGAAAAAAAAAACUUUUUUUUAAUGAAAAAGUGUAAAAAUAUUUAACUAAAAGUGAAGACUGACAUUUAGUUGAAUGGGUGAUAUCACCAAAUGAAGCCAAAGCUCUCGAAGUAAAGUGGAGAAUUAAUGCACGGCCCCUCUCAGUUAUAGCACAUAUGACUCUUUUGGAGCAGACAUAUUCUUCUUUCCUAUCCAGGCAUGUGAAUCCAGAUGGAGGCCUUGACCGUCAGCCUAUUGGGAUCCAUUUCUCCACUCUGUGUAUAUCUGUCAGAUUAACUUCUCGAUGUGUAUUUGCCAGCUGAAUAAGUCAAGACCCAGCAAGUAACAGUAUUUCUCUCUAGGCCUGAGAUCCCCGCCGUGUUCUCAGCCUCUAACAGAGCAUGUGACUAAGAAGGCUCCCAGGCUCUCACUGCGAGCUGAAGUAGAGGCAUGUGAGUUUGUUUAGCUGGAGAGUUUCGCUUUAACUAGACCACAGUCUGCCGCUCUGACUGUAGCUGCCAGUGACGGCUGCUCUCAUCACGGUUUGUAGAAUCCUGUUUGAAUAUUCAUCCAUCCUAAAAAGCUCAUGUUGCACCGAUUAUUUUCCUCAAUCUGUUUCCCACCGGACAACUGUCAGUGAGAUAAAGUGAGGAUUGGAGGAUUCUUUGUGCAACAUUAUUCAUACAAUCUUAAGACCAGUGUGGUAUGUGAAGCAUUUUCAAAGCUGAAAACAAACUGCACCUUGUUGAUUUCAGAGGGGGUUCAAUUGUAAUUCUGUCCGAUGUAACUAAAUGGAAAUCCUGCAGCCAACUUAAGCAGAACGUUUAAUACACUUUAAUCUGGGUUUAGUUCCAGAAUAGUUUAGUCUUUGUGCCUUUUUGUAGGUCAAAGCUGUUCUUUGUGUGUGUUUUCCCCCAUUUCAGGGCAUGUACAGGAAGAAAAAAUGCAGGAAGAGGAACCAGCCUCUGUUUUGAUGAAGAGAUGAAGUGAAUGUGAACAUUGCUGCCGGUGUUAUGGUCAAAGUCUAGCUAUCUCCUUUGCUGUGCGGCUGAUCUGCUGCUCUGAAAUGUUCUCAUGACCCUGAGGAAUGUGAUGCUGCAGGGAUUUGAUCAAGCGGGAGCUGGUGGUGGUGGUGGUGGUGGUGGGGUUACAGGCUCAAAUCAGGUGUUGGUUGCGAUGCGUGUCAAAUUAAAUGCAUGAAAAAAGAGAGUGAAGUAGUUACGGGUCAGUCUGAGGUUGUCUGACUUGAAUUUACAACACAAGAAGAAGAGAAAAUCCUGAAGAGCACAUUCACUAGCUUCAGUUUAGUUUUGCCUUGCAUGUUGUUGUUGUAAAUCCUGGAGCAGAUCUUCUACCUCCGAACAGAUGGACUCCUUGUUAUUUGUCUGUUGAUUUAUUUAUGCAUUUCAUUAUGUAUUGAUUUGGAUAUUUCAUGAAACAUUUGAAUUAUUGAGGCGUCUCCAGGUGCUGUGGGUUAAAUUAUGCAGGAGCUAAUUUGCCUUGAUUAUUAAGUAGUAAAGUUCGGAUUUGUUAUUUAUUUACUUUGGGUAGAAGUAAUGAAGGCUAUCAGACGGGUAGCUUCAGGCGAACGCAGCGAGGCCUGGAGUCUUUUACCUACAUCAUCUUUCAACAUGCAGACAUCUCAUCUGAAAGCACGAGUCCCAGCGAGAGAUCUGUGAAGGCAUCUGCAAACUUUAGAGCAACUUUUAUUUCUGGAAAGAAGGGACAAAGUGUGGUUGCGUUUGCGAGCCUGUAGGGAAAUGCCUUCCUCAAAAUACAUCCUGACACUUUGUGCAAUGCAGAUUUGAAUUGUUAUUCUGAGGACUGUUUGUUGUCGCCUGGCAAAGUUGUGUAAAUCUUUCAAGUCAAUCUUUUCAAAGUGAAACUAAAAAAUAAAACGGCUAUUGUUGGAGAUGCUUAUUCGCAAUAUCAUUCCCUAUAGUUGUGGAUUAGUUGCGAUUAUUCAGUGGGAUAAUAUCCUUUUUAUGAGGGAAGGGGGGAGGAAACCCUCAGACUUAAGGAGAGCAUUAGUCUUUGAGGAGAACAGAUGUUUCCGGAGAAAACAGCCACAUACAUUAUGCAUAUAAAAUAAUUUCUGUUUUGAAGCUGCGUGGAGCUGAUUUAUCGAGCGGUGUUCCACUCACACGGUUAAUAGGUUUAUAAGAUGCCUUUUGUGUUGUGAUAUUUCCACAAUUAAUAAGGAGUAUGAGAACAUGACGCUCUGUGGAAGUGAGCUAUUCUGUUCUGUGGGCCUGUGUAUCAAGCUGAACAUAUUCAUAAAUGUGGAAUAAUCCAGAGCUGGACGAAAAACUGAAGAAUUGGUUAACCUAGAUUAUGACGUCUCUCAGAGAAAGUUAAACUCCUCUGAAACUGUGAUUGUUGGUUUAAAAGUUACUUAAGGGUUGAAAUAUCUUUAUUUUUCUGUCGUAAUUCUUUCUUAUGUUGUGUUGUGUUUAUUUCAAACAAUGGCAAAUAAUUAAGCCCUGAAAAUCGUAACAAAUCGCCGAUUUUUUUAUCUUUAAUAUUAAAUACCUUUAUCUUAGGGCUGGGCGAUAUGGCCUCAAAUCAAAAUCACGAUAUAUUGAGCAGUUCACCUCGAUAACGAUUAACGGACGAUAACUACCCCACAAGCUGCUCACCCCCUCCCACAUGAACUUCAUCUACUUCAGCAGCCGCUACAACUUUUGAACCUAGAGUCACGUUUCUGACGUAGGACAGCGUCUUAGAGGGACAUGAGACCAUAGCCUACCUACACACAUCCAAAACCAACUUUUAGUUAUUUAUUUUUUUGACACCAAAUAUACCGAUAUGGGCAAAAUGACGUCUGUUAUUGUCGUAAAUUUCGGUAUCAGUAAAUUUUCGGUUUAUCGCCCAGCCCUACUAUAUCUUGUAUUUUAAAAGCAGCUUUUAAGUUUUAUAGAGAACACAGCAUUUAUUUCUAUUUUAAGUAAGUCUGUGCAUUAUCCAGUCAUUGUCAAUGUGCUGUGCAGUUAUUCUGAGAUACUUUUAAUACUUUAAUCAUUCCUGGAUAAUGUAGCAGUAGAUUUGCACUUUUCAGGAGUUCCACUUCGGUCGCUUUUCAUGUUAUGCAGGUUCUAUAUCAUGAGUGUAUUACUCCCAAUGAUGAUAGGGCCUGACAGGUCACAAUAUAUGGAUCCAAGGGCCUUAGACCUGAAUCGACAGUGUUGACUUGCCUGCAGUCAGUUUUCGCCCUUUUUUCCGUUUUCGCCCUUUUUUGAUAAAACUUGAUCCACAGGUCUUCAAAAUAGGUCCCUGCCAGCUUUCGUAAUGCGGUUACCACUGACAUUAGCCUGAUAAGCUUCACAUGUAUGCUGAGCUUAUUUAAGGUAGCUCAAACUUAUAGAGCUUCAGAGAUACUUAAAGUCUCACCCAAAGUGCAUAUUGCUUUUGACUCAUUGACUGAACCUCCUGUUUAUUUUUAUUUAUUUAUUAUUAUUAUUUUUUUAAGAGAAAUAUGCCAUUCAAAAGCACAGUGGUUUCACUAUUUUCCAUCACAGCCACAGCAGGAAUCAGGAAGAUGCUCUGGUGGCUAAAUUAUGGUGUGCUGAAAGGGACCAAAUUGCACUCAAUAAAAAAAAAAUAAUAACAAUAAGGCAAUAAUUAUGGACCUUCAUUGUAUUGCAAUUAAAGCAUCUAAGCUGGAAUCCCCUCUCUUAAUAUUAGUGCUCAUCACAACAAAGACCUAAAGCCCAUGAAUGAACAUUGUUAUCAUCACUAACAGUCACUGAUUGCUUCACUUUCAGAUGAGCGAUCUCUCAUUGCUCAUGGUGACAUACUUGAAAUGCUUCCUCUACCCAGGAAAUAGCUGAGCACAGAGCUAUUGUCCAUUUAAGGUAAAAGUGUAAAGGCUAACAGCUAAGUAACUUUAACUUUCAGCAAAGUAAACAGAUCUAUAGCUUUCUUGUUGCUCUUAGCUCACCUCUAAAAGGUUUCUCUGGUUUAUUGACACUCUGACCGGUUCAAGCCUCCUGCACUGGACCGAGGUCUGAUCGUUUGGUUGAAAGUCAAUAGUUAGUGUGUCUUUUAUCAGUGUCUUAAGGAUUUUAGACUACUCGCUCUUAUAAACUGCUUAAUGAGUAACUGUUUGUCUACUUAAGUGUAAUACUGGAGCUUCAGUUUCACUUUACCCAUUAGCUCUGCUGCAUUGCGUCAAACUCAGAUAUGAAUAACACAACCAUUAUCACUAUAAACUGUGACUACUUUAAUUUUUUGGGUGUUUUUUUUAAUCAUUUCUUGUUUAAUUGACAAACCAUUAGCCCGUAAACUGUGAGAAAAUUAGUAGAAGUGCAUGUUUUAAUUGUUAACCGAGUUGUUUUGUCUGCCUAGUGUCUAAAACUGAAAAAACACUUCCCUCUUCAUUAUUGAGGACAAAGCAGAGCAUCAGAUCCAUUGACAUCUGUGAUCGUUUUCUGUAUUUUUUGUUCCUUUUAUACCUGUAGAACACUCAUUCAUCUGUUUCUUAUUUGAUGACCUGAUUGGAAUCACUGCUUACCACUUUGUUUUUGCACCAUAUUUAGACACACCACAUAACAGGCUGUUUUGCCUGCAGUGACUUGAUCAGCUGAUUGGGUUUAUGACGUAAGAGUCAAUUUAAAAAAAGUCUGAAAAUACAACAUUAAUGAUUGAUUUUAUAACUGCAAAAAAUUAACAGCAAAAAAGGACCCAGUAUGGCUCCUUGUGGCGCACCAUUUUUGUGUUUAUAAAAAAGUGAAGAUAAACCGCUAUGGUAGCUUUUAAAAUGUGUCCUGGUUGAUGAUUUGUCAGUUUUUGUGUACACCAAAAAUGGUUUUCCACAAGGAGGCAUACAGAGUCCUUUUUAUAUCAUAAAAUAUAUAACUAUUAUAUUAUUUAUAAUGUAAAUUUUGACUGAAAGUGACAUACCAUAGUGGCAUAGUGAUAUAUCAGAGAGAGCGUGCUGUGGGGAUUUACUUAAAUCACUUUUUUUGGAUACUACAAAAGCUCAAUCCAGUGGUGGGUCUAUACAAUGCAAAAACAACCUUUUAUUACCUACAGUAUAUUACUUGUUGUGUUUUUUGUUAAUAACACAGUUUUAACAUUGAAUGUAUUUAGUUAGUUAUAAGUUAAAUGUGGAAUCCAAAUCUGACCGCCCAAAUGAGGGCUUUACUCUCUCUCUGCAUGCAGUACACGACUUCGCCACCGAGACAACAUGGUGCAAAUAUUGCCGUCUGAAUGACCUAAGUGUGGUAUUUAGUGAAUCAGAUUAUAAAUAAAUUUUCUUAAGAUACAAAGUUUGGAGUUUACUCUCUGUUGUAAUAAAGCUUCACUCUUCUCAAAGACGUCCUCACAUGGUAAAAAUCCAGGGAAUAUUGUGACAUCAGGUUUUUUAGUUUCUGCUGCUAGUUUUUCUUCGUUUUAUUAUCACAUCUAUAUAUUCCUUUUUUCAUUUUGGCUCUUUCAGAACUGUAUUCUUUAUUUCCCCGAGCACUGAAUCUGUUUACCUUCAUUAUUAUUAUUAUUUCUAACUCCUCUUCUUCUUCCUCUUCUUCUUUUUCUUCUUCUUCUUCCUCCAGAACCAGCUUUCCUUUUGAGUUGUGGCUGAGGAGAAUCACAAGACUGUGACAGUAAGUCCUGACAUUAAACAGUGCAUGCCAGCUAAAUAGUAGCAGAGGAACUUGUAGAUAGAUUUAACAUGCAGCCCUUCACAGAAAGGUCAGGGUCAGCAAGUGUCUAAAACAUGUGCUCUUCGCCAGAGAAGAUUCAUGUCAGCACAAACUCUGAUCAAAGGUCAGUCUCCCUAUCUGUCAGUCAGGAGGAGAACUCUUUACUUUAUCAGGCAGAGAUUUUGGAGUGUUUUCCGAGUUCAAAAGUCGUGCACAACAUGAGACAAGCUACCUAAAAUUUGAUUUGUGGGAGUGAUGGCUAACAGCAACUUGUCUGUAAGCACUAACAGGUGAUUAAAUCUUUGCUUUUUAUGGCCCCAUGUCUGACCUUCUUUUGUCUCCUGUUACUUUUCCCUCAGAUCCAGUUGGGUUGCGGUCAUGCAGCACCCAAAUUUUGAGACCCGUCACCCUCUCCAGACAGACGAGCAGCAGGAGACGGGUCUGGAUCCGCUCAAUAACUUCAACAAGAACCGCAACAGUAUGUCAGCUCUCACUCAAGUAUUUCAACUGUGGUUAAGACUUUUAGUGUAGUGACAGAUUUCUCCUUAAACAGGUUUAAAACCACUCGAAUGAGACAAGCCUUAAUGAUGUCCUGACAAGUGUCCACUUUCAUUUAUAAAAUGAUCCCAAUACUCACAGGUCUGCGGUUGUUCCGUUUAUUUGACAGUUGCGGAUUCCAUCAAGCUCAGCGUUCAAAAACGAAACAAAAUUUUAAAAAAGGUUCAAUUCAGCUCACAUUUCACGCUCAAAAAACAUUUUGCGUACUGCUGGUCUCAACCUGGACCAAACAAAAGGACUAAUCUGCACACCUGUGCUAGCUGACCUAAAAGAUUGCGACUCCAUCAACAUAAACAACCCAUUUAAUUGCUUUCAAAUCACGUAUUUACAUAAACGUGGUCCUCACAAUUAAUCAUCUAAACUGAUACUUAUUUGUUUACUUGAAUAUAAAAUCCUCAUAUAAACUAAAAAAUGGCUUCUACAGUCUUGCACCUACAUUUAUGACUGUUCUGGGUUAGAACUAACGCUGUACUAGGCUUACAGGUUUGUCAGUUAAAUUUGGGGGAUUUUCAGCUCAGCCCAACACCAAACCUGUGUGUCAGCCUGCAUGAGUGUCACCUGAUGUCUACCUGACAUCAAAAUAAACAGACUUGGCAGGAUAUGAUUAUACUAAUGAUCAUAAUUCAUCGCCCUUAGAUGUGGCUCCCUCGUUGUUCUCUUGGUGUACAGAUGGCCUGCUAAAUCUAGAGUAGAAGUUCCACCUGAAGCAAACCAGAAAAACAAGAUGAGGAGGGAGACAGGAGGGGAUCAUCACAAACAGGCUCCCAUGAUGCCUGCUCAUGCAGUAUGAGUUGGAAUACCAUGAUUUUUUUUUUCCUGAAGGUUAUCGUGUGAUCAGAAUCUCGAACCAUCCUCUGCUCACUCAGCAGACUGAUAGAUGCUCAAAGAUUCUCUCUGCUCCUGUGAGGAGAGUCACAGCACCUUGAAGAUGUAGAUCUCAACAGAUAAUACAGGAUAAAUUUGGAUCUCACUGCAAAAGGGUGACUCACAGACGUGUCUGGCGACGCCCCCGGGCUGAGGGUGUUUUUUCGUGUUUACGUGAGAGGAAAUGUUGCGGGGGGCUGGCGUGUUGUGGAGCUGAUGAAUAUUCAUGCUGAGUGUCCCUGUGGAAUGAUCCACUUUUGUUACUAAUGUUGAUAGACAGCUCUCUAAGUUGAGUGCAUGUUCAGCUGCAGGCCAAUUUACACUUAUUACCUUUAAUAACAACAAAGAGGAGUAUGACUACUCUCUCCUGUGUCGUCACUUUUCUGCUUCUGGCCCUUUUUGCUCGACUGAACGGGUCUUUUGGAAGUCAAGUUUCUUAUUUAACUUUGAAUUUGAUCAAUGUUUAGUUUCUGUCUGUUUACAUCGCCCCCUGGUGGCUGUGUUUGUCCCCUAACAGGAGGGUCUCUUGACAGCAGCACUUACUCACAGCCUCAGUCAACCUUCCUCUCAUACAGGUGAGCGUUUCAAGCACUUUCUCAUGCAUGGGCAUAUUUGUGUGUAUGUGUGCGUGAACCCAAACUCUUGAUCCAGCUUUGUGCUCCAGCCUACUGGUGCACCGCUGGAUGACACAUUAGAUGGAGCACUGUGCCCAAUUUGGGUUGAGAAGCUCAUAAAUCUUCUCGUCCUCUGCUCAGGAAAGAAUGGGACGACUUGUUCCUCAACAGUAAUUACCUGGCCCGGAUCCGGCAGGCGGGCAUCAGUGGUCGGUUGAGGAGCAGCCGAUUUCGGAGCGUAUGCUGGAAGGUAAGUGCCAAAUGGAUCGAGCACGUCUAUCCAAUUUGAUUAAAAUGGCUUUGGCAAUCUCCCUGCUGCAGAAAAGAUGCAGCUUUGGCAGCUGCUGGAGCUUCUUUUGUGGAGUUUGAGAGUGGGAAUUUUCUGCAGGUUUAUGACUUCUGUGGAAGGGGAUUCUUCCUGAUGUAGCAUCACAUUGACCUCACUUUACUGUCUGUGUGUCUGCAGCUGUAUCUGGAGGCUCUUCCAGAGGAUAAGGGUCAGUGGAUCAAUAAGACCAAGGAGCUGCGAGCCCAGUAUGAAAAGAUCAAAGAGACGGUGAGAGCACCGCUCUGUGGCAUUUUCCACAAGCAUGAUGGGACGCUGUUAAACUGCACAGAUGCUUUAGCAUUUUUAUGGGGAGCAUAAUGAACUAUCGCUUUUUUUUGCAUAAAUGGUGGUCCAAAUCUAUCAGUUUUUCCAUUUAAUUUUAAACAUGAUCAUUAUUUAACCUGAAACAUUGAAUUGUGGUUGACUAACUUUACAUUGUACGAUGACACUGCACUGUUGCACACUUUGUACAGUAUUCUAUUUUAUUCUAUUUUUUAUUUUGUACUAUUUUAUUUCAUAUUUUAUUCUAUUUUUUAUUACUCCACUUAGGAAAACACCACUCUGAGCUGUUUUUAAUUUCGUUGUAUGCCUCAUACAAUGACAAUAAAAAGCCUGAGUCUGAGUCUAAAACCCUGAAAUUUUCGACCAAAAAUUGACUAAUUGGGGGGGGUGAGUCUGACGGCAAACCCUUCUGCGGUGGGGGAGGACAGUGACGGUGGAGCGCGGCUCGGCGGGGUGAAAGUAUACUGAUAUCAGCACAACGAGACAAAUAAAAACAAAUAUUACAAAUAUUAUAGUCAGCAAACCACAAAACGUUGAUUGAUGUGGACGCUUUUCAAUCUCCCUGUCUCCAGCCAGUCUCCAGUGGGUUGGGCGAAGCCAAAAUGGUGGGGUGCUCUGAAAACACCCCCAUUAGCACUUGGUACAUUCCUCCUGAUGAAAUUAUCCAUAGACUGUGAAUUGACAGUAAAAAAUAAAGUCAAGCAAUCAGAAUUUUGGUCGACUCAACACGUAUCUACCAAUAAGUCUACCAGUUGACUAGGACUUUACAGCCCGACAGUUUAGUAACUUCAACAUAACUAAUUAUUUGAAAUAAGCUUCUUAAGGGCUCCUUGUUGUGUAAUACAAAGUAACAUUUUGGCCACAGGGUUAACAGGCAGAGAUGAAAUGUGCCAGACUCCUCUUUGAUUGGUUUCAUUCUACAUGUGAGAUUAGGUCAUUGAAUCUUUGCUGUGGGAUAUAAACCAAUUCGUAUCUACACAGUUAGGGGGCUGGUGAGUGAGUAAGUGAACAAAUAUACAAAUUUCACUUUUCACAAAAGUUUCACAUGAAAGUAAAUUUAAAAGAAGACACUUAAGCUCUAACACUUUAUUGUGGCUCACUCGUUGUUUAACUAAAAGAAAGGCUAUUUAACCGUAUGAAUAUAUACAAGUGUAAACCCUAAACAUAAAAACAUUGUUAGAUAAACCCUAAAUAAAUGACCUCUCUCACUGCAAACACAGCCAAACAGAGCAGGAGUCCAUUCUCUCAAACAUUACUUCAUUAUAAGGAGAUUAUCAUUUUAUCAGCAGGAUAACCAGCUCGUUCAUUAAAGUAGACAAACAGAUUUUUGUUAAGAAGUUUAGGCAAAGAGGAUUUAAGAGAGUCACACUGGAUAAAAGAAUUUUAAUAGAGACUUAUGGUUUUUAGACAGAAAAACCUCAAUUCUCACACAUUUUUGAUUCAAUAUAGAUUGUAAAUACAUUCAUAGUCCUAGUCCUAGAUCUUUAUGCUUUUGUUUUCCAAAUCUGGCCCACCUCACAGGAAACUUGAGGCUCUUUGUUGCCAUGUACUUCUAGAGGUGCAGCCUUUUUAAGAAUCAUACUAACGGCUGUUAUUAACUUGCAUUUGGUGUUUUUUGUGUAUGUUUGUGUUUGUGUCACAGCACAUCACCAAUCCUCGCAAGGCCGCAGGCCAGCAGGACCUGGUGGUCAACAACCCACUAUCCCAGGAUGAGGGGGUGAGUGAGAGUCCUUCAUUUGAAACAUAAUUAUAAAGUAUAAUGUGAGCAGCAACUAAUCCACAGACUGUUGUUCCAAAACUUUCAGACUUUUUUAUUAAAGGGAUAUUCCGGCGUUAAUUUAAGUUUUGGUCAAAUACACUGUAACACAGAGUUAGACACCCCCUCUAGAGAUGCAUGUUGCAGACUGCUUGCUUCUUUAGUUAUACCAACUUGAGUAACAGCCGCACGAUAGCAAUACACAGUGGUCUACGUCUUCAUGCGCACACCUCAACCAACAAGCCGCUCUAUAGCCACAAAUAAUGCUCAGAACAGCACCUAACUUCAUCAACAGUACCUAUAGGGUCCCAGCCAUAGCACUAGCCAUCAAACAUCUUUUUAGCUUUGCCUGAUUUCAAUCAAUCAAUGCAAUCAUACCGAUUGCAGUGUUGGUUUAACUAAAGAAGCAAGCAUUCAGCAACAUUCAUCUCUCGAGGAGGUGUCUAACUCUGUGUUACGGUGUGUUUGACCAUAACUUAAAAUUAAACUGGAAUUUCCCUUUAGCGGAUCUUUUGAACAAAUGAUAAAGAAUGGACUCAUUUUGAGUGAGUUAUUCAACAGAUUUAAUUGGAGUAGAACUUUCUGCACCACCUCCCAAUAAAGAUGUACCAGAUAUUCUGAUUGGAUGAUUACCAGCCACAUGAGUUGUAGUUGCAGGUCAACAUCAUCUUUCGCUUUUACAGUCCACACAGUUGACUCUGUGUUCUGUAACAUCUCCUGGGGAGAACUUUGUAAUCUGGUACUUACUGUACUGUUCAGAAAAUAGAGACAUCAGCCAUUAAAAAAUCCUCUGAGGAAGGAACAACUGAAUAAAUUCAAUCUGAGAAAAGAGACAUCCAAGAUGUAAAGAAAUACAGAUAAAUGGAGUAAAGAUGACACAAAUAUUGUGGACUGUUUGUUUUUAUUGUAGCGUCUGAGUAAUGUUUGUUUGCUUUAUUCUGUCCAGAGCCUGUGGAACAAGUUCUUCCAAGAUAAAGAGCUGAAGGGGAUGAUCAAACAGGACGUGUUAAGAACGUUAGUAUUGUUGUUGCCAUCCUGUCUGUUUGUUUGCCUUUCAAACCAAAAGUUACCCAAGUCUUUAUUUUCUCUUCCUCUUUUUUAGGUUUCCUGAGAUUCGUUACUUCCAAGACGAGGAUGUGAGGACCAAGCUGACAGACAUCCUCUUCUGUUAUGCCAGAGAAAACGAACAGUUACUGUAUAAACAGGUACGGCUGACCCUCAGUCUGAACCUGUUCCCUGAGCUUAAAUGUCAAACAUCUUAAAGAUCCUCUGAAAUGAGACCUUUGAAGUCUCCCAUUUGGUUUUUCCUGCUGAGCCUUUGUGUCAGUGCGGGGGUCCCUCCGUGUGUCCAGACAAAAGAACAAGAUGCCUUAGUAACCUAAUCAUUAUCAGAGUCUGUAACAGGUGCCAGGGAAUAAAUAGACGGCCAGUGCAGCGCCUUUUUUUGCAAAGUGGAAGUGACACACGGCCGGGCAGUUGCUAACAAUAUCUAAAUUAAAGCCGUCAUCACCGAUUAGAAACCUCGUGGAUCACUAUUAAAGAAGGACUGACCACAAAUGAACCAUAAUUUCUCUCUCCCCCCUGCCCUCACGUGUCUUGCGCUCCCCUCUUACCUUUCCUCGUCUCUGUCUGCAGGGGAUGCACGAGCUGCUGGCCCCCAUAGUGUUUGUGCUGCACUGUGACCAUCAAGCCUUCCAGCACGCCAGCGAGACGGCAAGCCCCAGGUCAGCAGUGAGACCCUUUAGUGGCCCCUUAAGCUGCUAUAAAACCUUAAAACCCUCCUGUGCUUCAGGGGCCAGAAUGUUUCCACAUUUGCAAGUGAGGAGAUCAAUGUUUCCGUCUUUUUCUUUUUCCACAGUGAAGAGAUGAAUUGUUUGUUAAACCCAGUGUACCUCGAGCAUGAUGCCUAGUGAGUACAGCCCUUAAACAAGUAUUUAAAGGUUUCAUUCCUUUUCAAAGCAACUGGAAUUGGUUUCAAAGUCUGUCUUUUCUCACAGUAUGUCCCCUUUUUCUCAUCUCUCUCUAUCAUCAACUCACCCGCCCACUCGUUUGCACACCUCUGUCUAAAGUGCCAUGUUCUCGCAGCUGAUGGAGACAGCAGAGCCGUGGUUCUCCAGCUAUGAGAGGGAAGUGAGGAAGGUCAGUUUGAUGUGAAGAGCUCUCUUCGACGUUGUAAAAACAGUCAUUUACUGUGCCUGUCAGCUGUAAUAUCUGCUCAGGAGUUAUGACAUUGUGCACGGUCUGUUUUCAUAAGGCUAUUAACAUCUUUGAGUUACAACCCGGCAGAGUUGAGUCCUGCUUGUAUGCCGGUGUUUACCAGAGCAAUGACGAACACUCCUUUAAGUAGCUUCUGUGUCAGGAAAUCAAUAUUGUGUAGCCAGUCAAAAACAUGUUUUAUUUUGGCGAGGGAGUUUUCUUUAUCAUUCUGCACAUAAUAUACCAGAGCACACUGAAAAGUUGUUUAAAGUUGUUUGUGUAGAAAUCCAUCCAACAGCUGACAACAGCUCCAUCACAUUAAUAUUUAAAAGUGAUCCACUGUCACUAAAAUAUGACCGCUGAGUUGAGAAAUGCAUCUUUGAUUCAUGAUCGCUGAUUAUUGUUUACCCCUUCACAAUAAGAGCUCAUCUCUGUUUGACCUCCUUAAUGCUGUUAGGUGUAAAUGAUCUGUACUUCAAUACAGAUCUAGGUUCAUGUAAACUCUACUAAAACCUCAACACAGAUCUAUAUUGAAGUACAAAUCAUGUAAACCUAACAGUAUCAAGGAGGCCAAACAAAGAUGAGCUCUUAUUGUGAAGGGGUGAACAUUAAACAGCUCCAUUACAUCAAUAUUUUAGACUGAUCCACUGUCACUAAAAUAUGAUCGCUGAGUUGUUUUUGUAAAUGCAUCUUUGAUUCAUGAUCGCUGUUUGUUUGUAGUUUACCCUUUCACAAUAAGAGCUCAUCUCUGUUUGUCCUCCUUCAUGCUGUUAGGUUUACAUGAUCUGUACUUCAAUACAGAUCUAGAGUUGACAUGAACAUUAAUUUCCUGUCUAUCCUCCUCACUAUGCAUCCAGUCUGAGUUGGCGAGCCGUUUUUUUUUCCCUCUUAUUCGGGGUCAAGGCGCAGUGGCAGCAGGCCAAGCAAGUCGACCCAGACAUCCCUCUCUCCAGGAACAUUUUUCAGCCAACCCCCCCGAGGGAUUCCAGGGUAUUCCCAGGACAUAUGGGAGAUAUAAUCCCAUCAGUGAGCUCAGGGUCUACUGUGCUCAGAAAACCUCAAGAGAGACAUCCUAAUCAGAGGCUCAAACCAGCUAACCCGGCUUCUUCUGGUUUAAUUCAGUGAAAAAAGUAAAGGUGUCAGGAUGAAGCUAGGCCUCUACUUGACUAAUGUAUCCUGUUGCUCUGCCAGAGCCAGGAGACUGCCUUUAUGGAAAGCCUUUCUGCUUAAUAUAUGGGGGCUCUAACCAAAUAUUGAUAAGUGUGCCUUCAAGAAAGUGUUAGGCCUUUAAUCAAUUUUCAAUUAGAGUCACAAAUAGGCCUACGGCUCCUUGUGUUGAUGAAAAUACAAUAAUCAAGACAGAAUCAUUAAUGUGCUACCUGCUAUGUUUUGGAGGAGGCAGGUAGGGGUGGGAAUCACCAGUGGCCCCACGAUACGAUAUUUUCACGAUACUUGGGCCACAUAUUAUUGCGAUUUUUAGCAUUUUGCAAUACAUUGAGUAUUGCGAUACAAUAUAUUGUGAUUUAUAAAUUUUUUCAACUGUUCAGCUAAUUUAGCAUUUGUCUUUCCUUUUUGUUUGUCUUAUUUGUCUUACUGUAUUUUAUUUUCAUAUAGCACAUCUUGCUAACCUUACAUAUAUAUUUGUUGUACUAACUUACUCCUGCUCGAUGAUGUCAACUCUGCCAACCUCACUGGACAAACAGUUGAUUUUAUUUUUCCAUUAUCAUAGAUUUGACUUUAUAUGAGCAAUUAAUUUGAAAGAUUCAUACUUUGUAAAUGAGAUGAUACGAUAUAUCACCAGACAAAAUAUCGCGAUACGAUACUGUAUUGAUUUUUUCUCCCACCUCUAGAGGCAGGUGUGUGUAGCUGAGUGUGUCUGAAAAGCAAAGGGAUGGAUAGGAGAGCGGCUGUAGACAUCAAGAAUGUGCAUGAGCGCUAUCGAGCAAGUGACUGACCGGCUAAAAACUCCAAUUAUAAUCAAAUGCCCAUUCUUGAUGUUAUAACAGACCUUAAUACGAAGGCUGAAUGAUUUAUACAAAUCCUUUAAGAGUGAAAUCUGGCACUUCUAAUUCAUUUAGAUUUUUUGUCCAAGAAUGCAGAGUUUGUAUGUUUGAAAGAGAUUUUUUUAAGUGGUAUGAAAGUGAAAAAAUAAAUCUGUUUUUCUAGGGUAAGGAAGAGAUGCUAACCAGCAUCCCUUUUGCCCGGCCCCAGGACUCAGGGCCUUCUGUUGCCAUAGUGACCAAAGUCAACCGCAUCCAGGACCAGCUGGUGAAAAAGCACGAUGUGGAGCUCCACAUGCACCUCAACAGACUUGAGAUUGCUCCCCAGAUCUACGGCAUGUGAGUGUUCUUCACUUCAGAUCAAUUUAUUUACUCUGAGCUGUACACUUGAAUACAAACACACUGUGUCUCUGUCUUUGCUGCAGCCGGUGGGUACGCCUGCUGUUCGGUCGCGAGUUUCCGCUCCAGGACCUGCUGGUGGUGUGGGACGCUCUGUUUGCUGACAGCAUCACUCUAGACCUGGUGGACUACAUCUUUGUGGCCAUGCUGCUCUACAUUCGAGACGCCCGUACGCUCCAUUUAUUACUGAAAUAAUCCAAUAUGUUGUCUUUGUAGCAUGUAAUUUCAUAAGGAACACUUAACUGGAAGAAUGUGAUUUACUCCACCUCAUUUAAUCAGAUGGAGUCAUACUGCUUUAAAUAGACUCCAGUAGAUCUUUGCUUCAGGAUGGAGGUUCAAGCUCUACUGUCUCAUCAUCUAAAGUCUCUUUCAAAGGAACCUAAUGAAGUUAGAUCUGGUGUUUCACAGUUUUUGAAACCUUUCUAAGAUGAGAACUUUAGGGUCAUCAGGGACUAUUCUAAAGAUUCGAAUGUGAAAAUUAAUAUUUGAAUAUUAAAUAACCAGCGGGAAAAACUGAGUGGGGAAAAAAAAGAGAAAAAACAGCGACUGCUUUGCAGGUGAGCGCACUGUAACGACUGGUCAGGGACAGGUCACAGAAGCUGCACCUGCAGUGACACUCGACAAAAUACGUCCAUGGGACAUGCAGAUAAAGAUGGUGUGAUGUUUGGAGCCAAACUUGGAGAGUGGUCUGGACUCCAAAGAACUUUAGAAGCUCCUUUUUGAAAUUCUUGUGAUUUGGGGCAGACACGGUAGACAGAAAAAAUACUGAGUGAGACAAAGUUAUAUGCAAGCUGUGUAAGCUAGAUAUUUAAAUGUUUUCGAACCUAUGUGUUAUUUUUAGAACAAAUAUUCGAACGUAAUUUUGGAGCAAUUUUGACAGCCCUAACGAACUUGAAGGUAAUCAUAAAGUCCCUCAUGGGACUGAGCUUAAAGACUUCUAAGGAUCGCAGUCAACGUAUGAUUCAUACAUCGCCUCUGAUGAAAGAUCUCCCUUUUCAAAACUAAUACUGCAUUUGUUGUUGUUGUUGUGUCUGUUUCAGUGAUUGCAAGUAACUUCCAGACCUGUCUGGGCCUGCUAAUGCACUACCCUCCAUUAGGAGACAUCAACUCUCUGCUGCAGAAGGCUCUUUUCCUCCGAGACCCCAAAGUAAGCAAGCAGCCAGACCAGAAAAUCCACAGUAAAAUUAUCCAACAUGAGGAUUUACUUUCCAACAGCUGAGUCGUAUUAAGGUCAUGUUUGUGUUCAUCUUCAGUCUCCCUGACAGUCUGUUUGGUAGUCAGCGCUGAAUUCAUCAUAAUUUAACAUGAAGAUAAAGGAGAGAUACUGAACAUGAUGUGUAUUUUUCCCAAAGCUUGAAUAUUUUGCUGAAUGAGCCUUCAUUAUUUUGGCACAAAGAGUUGACUGAUUUCCCUCAUUUUUCUGCUGAGUCAGGAGAAGAUUAGCAGAAGUAAAACCUAAGAGGGGAAAAAAAAACUGGUUGAAAAAAACUGUUGCAUAGAUCACACCAGGAAAGCUUUUUGCAGGGUUAAAAAAAAAGGUGUAAAAAGAAAAGCUUCAAGUGCUGCAAAUGUUUCUGUUCCUCACGCCUCGGUGGUUACACAUUAGUGAUUUAAAUGCACUUACUGUAAACACACGGGGCCCAGGUGCAGUCAGCGAAGCAGCUAAUUUAGUUAAUAAUAAACAGGAAGCUGCACAGAUUUAAACAGGUUUAAUAUCUAAAUAUAGAAAUAAGGUCUUUAUUUGCUGUGUGUCACUCUGAGUAAAGCUCUGAAAAUGUACAAAACACCAAAUUUAGGUCGUGUUGAACAUUUCACCCGUGCAACCAAUAAAACUAACACUGUCAGACAUGUUUACCCAUAAUGCCAGUAAAAAGUGAAGCAUGCUUUCACCAAAAAAUGAGAAGUAACACAUUUGCAAGAAACUGAAACAAAAAUUAUAGCACAGCUCACAGGGAAGUGACAGCUAAGCAGUAAAAGCAACAAGUUCAUUCAGUUCCUCCUCAGUCAUCACCAUCUAAACCUGUUUACGCACGUGUCAAAGACUUGAACGCUGGACCCAUCGGUCUGCAGUGAAGUGCAGUAAAGAAAAAUACUCAAAGCCUCUAGGGGGCGGCGUUAGCCGGUAAUGAAACAAACGGAGAUGAGUGUUAGUGCCACUUAGUGACCAUUAUUCCAGUAUUAACAAAAACCAUUCAACAACAGAAAAAGUGUAGGGUAAUACUGGGAGUGUUCCUUUAAGCUGGUUGCCACAUCAAAAAAUGAGAGACAGAUGAAGAAGCUGCUAGUGAGCUAGCUGUAGCAUCCCUUCUGAGUGAUGAAAAGGCUUCUUAAAAUCUUGUUUUAGGGUGACCAUAUUCUGAAUCCCCAAAAAGAGGACACUACUAUGUGCGGUGGAGUUGUGCACGCUCAAAAUUUUGAGGUUUUUUUUUGGUCGGGUCGAGUGUUAUUUACACGCUUCUAACUCAGUUAAAUGCAUAUUCUGACAUACCCCCACUCUCCCCCCUAAAAAAAAAAAAAAACCCAGACAUUUGAAGGAUUUUAUAAACUCCCCUUGGACAGCCCCCCAAAAGAGGACAUGUCUGGGUAAAAGAGGACAUACAGUCACCCUGAAUCUUGUGCCUCUUCCAGUUUCCUGCCUGUUCAACAUUCAUACUUUCUAUCCGUUCUGUAAUUGAUAAUCUACCAGAAGUAGAUUAUCUUUCAAAACAAAAGCACAGUUUUACAGAAACCGAAACACAAAAUGAUUUCUUGCGUUUUGCUGCUACACUCUCUUGCCUUUUUUCAUAUCGACUUUGUGUGUCAAGUUCUCCCUAAAUAUUGCUUGAAUAUUGUUCUUGACAUUUUGAUAUUUUAGAUCCACUUAAGUCAUGAGGGGAACAUCUGAUAUCAAGACAGCAGUGCUGCUGAGCAUUACCAGAGGGUAGAUGCCGGUCAAUACAACUCACUGAGAGCCUUUCUUUUCACCGCUUUGUUUCACAGUGUGAGAUUUAUUUGGAAGUUAAAAUAUUCUUUGUUUUUUUUGUUUUUUUUUUAACCUUUCCUCCUCUCACAAACACACACACUCACCUUCUUUCCUUUACUUCUGUGAGAAACUAAACCGGAUCUUAAAUCAUUCAUCACUCCUGCUGUAACCUCAGCUAACACCUUCCUGUCCCGGGAUAAACAAUCCCCUUUCCUCCAUUAAACGCAUUGACCCGCACACUCAGACACAACAACUUCAAACACUCCUGUCUGCUGCUCUCCUGAGAGGAAGGUGCUGAUCAGUCGUGACAGCGUUCCCCCCCGGUGAACGAUUAUGUCGCAUCACGUCCACAUCACAGUCGCACCUGAGGGGGGGCGUCAUCAUAAAUAACAGAGGGGGGCAGGAGAGAGACUCUCGCUCAUAUGAGCUGACUCAGAAACACUAAAACACACAGGUCUGCUUGUUUACAAAGUCAGGCCUGCACAUGUAGUGAGUUGACGGCUCUUUUGUGUGACACACACUCCAGAAACGUCUAUUAUCUCUGACUUGUAAAUUUGCUCAAACAAACAUUGUUUGUUUAUCCCUCCUACUCUUUCAGAACAAUCCACGCCCUGUCAACUACCAGUUCCAGCAAAACCUGGAUUAUUACAAAACAAGAGGAGCCGAUCUGAUGAACAAAACACGGUAAAACUUCAUAUCAUCUGCUUUGAUCUCAACAGAUUGGGCUUGAACUCCCCUGCAGGCCGUAAAGGCGGUCCUAUUUGGUGUAAAAUUUUUAGUUGUUUUAGCUUUUAUCACUUAAAACUUAUAAAGUAUGUAUAAAGAAACGUAAAAACAUUAAACUGUCUGCCUAAAUGUUCCAAACACUUCUACUCUGCUGAUCCUGCUCCUAUGAUACCUUUGCCUGGUUACUUUAGCAAAGAGACCAUACACAACUCACCCACUCUCUUCCAGCAGCCGCUUGUUUGUGAAGGAGCCCUGAUGAGUCGAUCACCAAGUGCAGCAGAGUUUUGCAGCUCAAGAACAUUUAUGAUUAUUAUUUCAUGGAAAUGUAAUCAGAGUUCUUGUGUAUCUUGCAUGUACAAUGCAGACGCAGAGUUCUUCUGCCUUUGCGUCUUGGUCUGAAUACAUUUCCAUGAUGUAAUAAUUAGAAUUUUUAUCACUGCACUCGGUGAUCGACUCGUCAGGACUCCCCCACAAACAAGCGGCUGCUGGAGGAGAGUAGGUGAGGUGUGUUUAGUCUCUUUGCUAAAGAAAUCAGGCAAAGCUAAAAAGAUGUUUGAGGGAUAAUACUAUGGCUGGGACCCUAUAUGUACUGUUGAUGUAGUUAGGUGCUGUUCUGAGCAUUAUUUGUGGCUGUAGAGUGGCGUUUUGGUUGAGGUUUGUGCAUGGAGACGUAGACCACUUUGUAUUGCUAUCGUGCAGUUGUUACUAAAGUUGUUAUAACUAGAGAAGCAAGCAGUCGACAACAUUCAUCUCUCGAGAGGGUGUCUAACCUGGUGUUACGGUGUGUUUGACCAUAACUUAAAUUUACAUCGGAAUAUUCCUUUAAAUGAGUGUGAUGAUAGAGUACUGCUGUGAUUUUGCUCAUAAGCACUGGACAGCAGGCCAGAGACAUAAAGAUUCAAGCCUUUAUUCAAUACAACAUCCCAGCCUGGAGUGUUGUGCUUAAACACGGAGACAAACUGAGGCUGUGUGUGCAGGCAUGAAUGCAAACAUGCACAGGAGCGGCUCCGUUAAGCCCAAAAGGCGUUGAAGACAGUGUUGUCCCGCUUGUCUUGAUGCUUGUUAGUGUUGUAAGCACACAUGGACUGCUGAACUAACAGGAUAACAGUGUUUACUUUGAGCGUCUACAGCUGCUGUGCACAUAGACUGUGGUAAAGGUAAUUCUCGACGCGAGUGUGAGAGGGCAGGACACGGGGUGAUAGACAUAGGUUAUCAAUACUAUAAUUUUGUUGCAGAAAAGCUGAAAACCGCUUUGAAGUUUUCAUAGGACAGGUAGUCCAUCACAGUAAUCUUUAUUUUUUAAUGUCUAUCUUAAGUUUUGUAGCAGAACAGCUCAGUCGCACACAGGAGCUGCUUUGAAAACAUGUUCUGCUGCUUUACUGUGACGUUAAACCUUUGAGAGAGUAAAAACAGACACAUUCAUUUCACAAAAAAUUGUAAAUUUCAUGACGUGGUCCUGGUGGAUUUUACUUUUUUAUAUAAUUGACCAUAUUACUCAGUUAAAUUGUUCCUGUGAUGGACACUGUUGAUGCUGGUCUCAAGCUGCUGGUUUACGUCUGUUCUGUGUCUAAAAUUUGGUGAAAUAGAAAACACUGACCACCCUAAAACAAAGAUAAAUCCUCACACUCAGUAUGAAACAGUGGUUGACACAUGAAUCAGGAGUUGGAGGAUUGUAUUUGUCGGGGUCUUUUGUGUCUUCCUAUUCACCGUACUGGACUCUGUGGUCUCUCCAGCACUAGUUCCAGUGCAAAGCCGGCGCCCCUCAACAUCAACAAAGUCUCCAGCAGCCUCCUCAGCUUCGGCAGGAAGCUCAUCGCCCCGGCCAUAUCUAGCGGCUCAAGCGGCGUCUCCCCCAUCAACAGCGAGGUACACUCCGCCUUCUCCUCGACCUCCCCCUUGGCGGUGCCUGCGCCCGCCCUGCCUCACCCGCUCGCAGAACCCCCGCCAAGCCACGUCCCUCCACAGCCCCAGAGCCACACUCAGAACCAGCACUACCGCCUGCUCAAGUCGGAGAGCAUGCCGGUCCAGCUCAGUAAAGGUGAGCAAAAUGACUCAUGUAGAACAAUCCAGCUGAGUGACUCUCAUCUGUUUAGUGCAUUUUCAUUGGCUGUUGUGUAUCUGCUGGAUUGGCUGCAUGUUCAGAUUAACUCCACAGAUGAUCAGAUUCUUUGCAGAGCUCGUGUGGACGCAGCAGAUUCAGGUUUGACUCUCGUGUGUUAGAUGUAGUUUCAGGUGGAGUGUCUCAGGUCUCUAAUCCAGCGCAGACUCACACUGACACACAAGGUAACAGCUGCCAUGGCAACCGCUUGUGUGACACGCCCCCCCCUUUCCCAUAAUUCCCAUUUGUCCAUGCUCGCUGUAUCAUUGCACGUCUGCUUGUGUAGUUUGUCCAGCAGUGUUUCUGAUUUCUCAUUUACAUUCACACUACAACAAAAGAAUAUUAGCAUGGAGAGAAUGUAGUUACACUCUCUGACCAGCAGAGGGAGACAACAGCUUAACAUAUUAGAUUAAACUGAUAGGAUGAACAAGAACAGAUCUGUUAUGGCAUCUGCUUGCUUUGUGUAUUUGCUCCAGAGCUUGUCAUGUGAUGCCAUGUUUAAGUGUGUGUGUGUGGUUUGUUUAUAGUGUCCGUGUUUGCUGUGUGUUGUGUUUUCAAGGGCAAACACUGGAGCCUGCAACAACUAUAAUGUACACACUCCAGAGUCUUAAUGAAGUUAUAAAGGAGUAAGUGUAGGACGUAGGAAAGAAAAGGUUAGCUUAGAGGUGGAGGAUCAGAGGAGCACCUGGUCUGAUGGGUCUGACUCCACCUGCAGAAAAUCAGCUGAUCACUCAGGUGUGUUUUCAUGUUAUUAUUAUGACAGGCAGCAAACACCUUUUUAAACAACUUUUAAAAGUAGACUUUAAAAACAUUACAGAAGAAUAGAAUGUCACAUAUGUAAAUGAAAUAAGAAAAAUGAAGUACAAAAGUUAGUUUAAAAGUUGAACACAUUAUAGUUAUUUCAUUUAGAAGACAUCAUUUAAAUAAAGAAUAAAGUCAAAGUUAGUUAUUAAGAGGCAAAGUUAAUUAACUUUUUUUAAUUAAAGUUUACUAAUGCGUCAUUUAAAUGCAAAUGUAAUUAAAUCGUCUCAUUAUUUCUUAUUUCUCUUCUCUUCCUUGACUUUUUGAAACAGCUGUAUCAUAAGACCAAUAAAAACUGAAGCCAAGUAACACCAAGAGGUUAUUUUCUUCAAGCUUUUAGUUUCCUUAAAUGGUUUUGAAAAAAGGAGACUGCAGAAACAUGCAGGUCAGAAUCAGAACCAGAAUCAGGUUUAUUUCCUGUAACACAGAGGUAGGGCUGAACCAACAGUUUAAAUAUAGACGUUAAACGGUACCAACUUAAUGUACAGGAGCUAAAAUAAGUCCACAUGUUGAUGUUUGUGUAAGUGCACUUCCUCACCCUGCCUAUAUUUGUCUCGUGUUCCCGUCCCGUCCUCAGGCCAAAGCUCUCGGACAGUCAGCUCCUCUCCCAGCAUAGAAAGCCUUUCAGGUGGGCGGGGUCAGUCCACCGCCUCCCCGCCUCUGCCCCCCUCCAGAGGGAGCGAUGUCAGCACUUCUUCUCCGCCCCUCUCCGCCACCAAAAAAGAGUCUUUCUUCAACAUCACCCGCUCUCGCUCCCACAGCAAGACCAUGGGAAAGAAAGAGAUGGUGAGCCGCUCCACCUGCCGCCUCCUCUAAUGUCCUCGCUGUCCAACUGUAUCAGUGUCCUUGCGUCCGUCCUUCUCUCAGUUUGUGCCACUUUUUAAUCUCACAGCUUCAACCCUGAUCUGUCCUCUGAAGGCAUCAUGUCUAAGUGUUCACCCUCUGCUUCUAAGCUCCUUUGCUUUUACUCUGCUCAACAUGUGUGAGCAUGUGUGUGUUUGUCUUCUCUGCAGGAGGAGGACUUGGAAGCCCAAGUAUCAUUCCUGCAGGGUCAGAUCAACGACCUCGAAGCCAUGAGCAAAUACUGUGCCAAGAUGAUGAACACCCACAUCUGUGAGUACACGACGAACAGGUGGUUUAAUCCCCUCAUACACAUUCAACAAAAUCAACAUCAGCUCGCUCAAAUGCCAGACAUCUGUUAUUCUGAAGGGCCCCCUCACUAAACAGAGAUGAAAUCAACGAUAAAUAAAAGUUAAUUUAGCAGUUUAGUCAGAAAACAGUCAUUGGAAAAGGUCUUACAGAAACAAAAGACUCUAUGCUCAGUUUUUUCAGAUAAUUGUAUUUCACAAUUCCAGUAGUUGCGUAUUGAUUUAUCCAACAUAGAUGAGUUAUUGGUUAUUAAACUGAGCUUGUUCUGCUUCCACAGGUAAAAUCCAGGAAGUGAUUCUCCAAGAAAACCUGGAGAAAGAAGACGAGGUCCUUGUGUCUCUUGCUGGACUCAAACAGGUGAGACUCAGAGAGUUUAGGUGUUUUCAGUGUGUUCAUGCUGUUAUCCUCUAUUCACAUUUACAUCCUCCUCCUCCUCCUCUGUGUCUGUGUGUCUGACACUGCCAGAUCAAAGACAUCCUCAAGGGGGCGCUGCGCUUUAACCAGAGCCAGCUUGAAGCUGAGGAGAACGAGGAGAUCACCAUCGCCGAUGAUCACUACACCUCCACAGCAGCUGCUGGCGAGACUGCUCUGAGUGCCAACCAUCACCUCAGUGACCACCAACAACAGGGACUCAGCAGGAGGGAGAGGGACUCUGAUCUGGACGGGAGCGUGAGCACAGACGAGAGGGAGGAAGAGGAGCAGGCGAUGACUCCACCUGAUCAACAGGUUAAUCCAUCUCCAGGCUCAUUAAAUACGAUCUUCAUGUUAUAUUUGUAUUAAUUAACACGCUCAAGGCUAAAACAUACGGGAUGCAUAUUCGGAGCGUGGCAGCAGCAUCGCGUACCACGCAGCAAAUAGGUUGCCAUUCUCAUCAAUGCAGCAUCGCAUACAGGACGCAUAUCAGCUCCAUCGCAGCAUCGUAUCAGAUGCGUAUCAAGCGCAACUCUGCUCAAGAUACGCACCAAAUCUAUUUUUGUUGCUCUACACUUCCAAAACAGUCAAUCUACUCAGAGAAGGUCGUUCUAGACAGGAUGUUAGGCACGAAAACUGCACGUUAUCUGGUAUUUCAAAAUAAAACACCACAUGCAGACUCCCGACUGUGUAUCAGUUCAUGUAGAUGAGAAAUACUUCCUGGUUAUGAAUUUAUCAGUAACAUAGAACAAUCCGAUGGUCAAUCCCUGAUCCAUGUGGACCCCAACAGGACCUUUAACUGCUAACUCUGUCUGAAGGUAACAGCUCAGCAUAAAGGAACAUAGUUUACUUUAUUAAACACGAGUAAUCCUGCAAAAACCCAAACUGUAAAAUCACGUUUUUAUUUCUUAUACAGUAGAAGCUCAACGGUCACUGAAUUAUAUCCAAAUUAGCAGGAAAUUGACCACAGAAAGUCAAAACAACCUGUUUUGAGCAUGUCGUUUUCCCUAAACUGAGCCCAGCUGACCUGGGCUGCACUGCGCUGCUUCUACGCUCCAAAUACGCAUCCUGUAUGUGAUAGACAGGGCUGCUCUAAGGAGCAAAUGUGGAACAUGCUCAAUACAGAUCCUGUAUGUUUUUGGCUUCAGCUAGAACAGUAGAUGAUCCAGAAUCCACUAAAUGGUCCUACUUUAAUGCUGACAGACCUCCAUGUGUGCAGAAAUGAUCGGGUGUUUGUACCAGAGUUUUGUCGAUUUCAGGAUUAGGUCAGUUUGACCCAUUAGAGAUUAAUCAAACUCAGAAUGAUGUUGCAUAAUAUGUCAGCUGUAAUGAAAAUACUGAGUCAUAUGAGUCCUGGAGGCUGAGGUCCACUGAAUAAAUAGAAUCAGCUCCAAGGCUAAACAAACAGCAGACAGCGCUUAUGCAAUCUUAUGUUGAGUAUACAUCCUCUGCUGCUUCUUACACUGCAGCAAAUAUUUAAGAUAAGAGUGUCCUAGUUCCAGUAUUUAUCGUCUCCUGUGCACAGGUUGCGUCUUCUCUCGGCUCAGAGGGUAAGAACUGGGACGACUACAUCCUGGUGUCCCAGGACGGGGACCUGCAGGCGAACGACGAGGGAGGGAAAGAUGGAGGAGGUAGCACUGCAGCCGAGCGCACCCCUCCAAACGGACGAGGGCGCGGCAUGGUGCGACUGGAGCCUGAGGGUGCAGCAGGGACCUUCCACGACCCCCUCAUGGCCAGCCCAAACUCCGGUUCCUCUAGUCCAGAUGAGGGCUCCACCCACAGCAAGGACUCUGACUUCACCAUCGUGAAUCCAAAUGAUCUCUGAGCAAGAAAAUCACCGCCUCCACCUCCUCUUGUACCCGUUUAAUUUCCCCUGUAGAGGAUCUGAUCCAAAAAAAACAGACUUAGGAUCAGAGGAUGGAGUCUGCAGAGUUGCUGAAAAAAUUGCACAUAUGGACUGUGACACCUCCAGUCACACACUUAUAAUACUCUGUCUCUUUACUCGUCCUCUGUGUGAGCUGAUGCUGUAUGCUUUCUCAUUAAUGCCUGUCUCCUCCUCAUGUCGUCUCUUGUCACGUUAUAUUUAACUGUAUAAUGCCCCGCUCCGCAGAGAGAGGGUGGCGUUGAACUUCUGACCCCUUCACUACAUGAUUACUCUGAAGAGUUGGACCUCAAAAUGGAUUUCUCACGCAGCGGAGGAGCCUCUCCUCCUGAGCUUACUGUAAAGUUGAGAGUAUGAUGCUCCGUUUUUUUCUGAAUGAGACGUGAUUGCACCUCUGUUUGUGUUAUUGAGUCUGUGUGUAUGGGUCCUCUAAGGGGACAUUUUCUGCUCUGAUACUUCAAGGAAAGCUGUCUGCUUCCUCCCCUACCUGAACCAGUGCCUCUGACCAUUAUCCUCCUCAACCAAACAAAACCUGACUGUGUGAUCUUACUCAUUUUUGUUAGUUUUCCUCUUUUUUUUUUUUUUUAUGAGAGUAUUUUUAACCCUCAGACCUGGUGUCCUGGAUACAAACAGCAACGGUCUUAUUUUUUUCCCUUUUUGUUUUUUAAAAUCAAUUCAAUGUGGACAUUUUAAUGUGUUAAUUUUUUCAUGUCUCACAUUAUAACUGAGUUGUUCUCGUGUCCUGUGGAAACCAUGUAAAGCAGCACACACAAAGAAUGUCCCUCUAGCUGCCCGUUCAGCAUAAUUAACUCAAGACCAAUAAAACUACAUAGCUCUUGCCACACACUGAAGUUACUGCGUCUGUGUGGGAAUGUUGAGCGUGUUGUCAGGACAGUAUUUCUGUGUAGGUGUUAUGACUCAUGAUUGUCGCAAUUUCGGAAAACAAACUCUUAAACUUAAAAAAAAUAUAAACAUUAAAAAAAAACAAAAAAAAACAUCCUCUCAACAAGGCAUAUGCAAUUCAGGGGCGUGCACAAUCUGCUGAAAUAAGGGUGACCCAUCCAGGGCUCGACAGUGCGACUGUUUCACUCACAUUUGUGACUAAAAACAGAUGUGUGCGAAUUGUAAAAUUUAGGGGCACGUGCAUACAAAAAAAAAAAGCCGAGGCAACAAAUGUUCUUUAAUGUAAAUACUGCGGUGAAGUUAGUUUUAGGUUGGAUAUUCGAUGGACAUUAACUGUGGAUCUACUGGUGUCUUCUCACUCUCCAUAACCGGGAAUAGCAACAGCAGCGUGGUUAAAUCUGCUUGGCUAUAUCGGGUAUUGAGUAAGGGACCAUCAAUAAAUUACCGGUUGAUGUUCUUAAAAAAGGCUGUUUUCCUUCAAUAGCUUUUAUGUCGUGACAAAAGCCCUAAAAUUGAUUUCAAGUAAUAGUACUAAGGUCGACCAAUAAGACACACAUUAUUUAAUCAAUUCUCAUUGUGCCCCUAAAUUUCUUUGUGAGCUUUUUACUUUUUCAACUUAGGAGAAAAAAGUUAGUGUCAAGCCCUGCCAUCUCAGGCACCGACUUCCAUAUAAGGCUCCAGGAACAAAAUAGGCCUCUAGUACUCUGAGGCUGCAUUUGCACUCAGCUUUUGUAAAUAUUGCAUGCUAACACGCUAAAAAUGCUCACUUGGGAUCAACUGUUAUGAGCCAAUAAAGAUGUUCGUAUAUACAAAACAGGUCAGCCAACGUCUGAUAUUUAAUGCCAAUAAAUUCUUGUUUUAAAAAAUGUAUGAUUUAUUAAUAGCUAUUAGUUCCUGCACAUUGAAACUCCUGUCAGGACUAAAAUUCAUAUUGACGCCGUUUUUGUUAUUCAAAAGCAAACAAGACCGAUUAUUUUGUUACUGUUUUUUUCAAUACAUGAAACAAAGGAUGCAAAGGGGGUCCCACGCUGGCGAGAUCCCUUCACAACAACUGAAAUACAGGUGGAGGUAAACCUCUGACAUCUACCUGUGCAUGUGUAGGGCUACACAAUUCAAAUAACUAGAGUGAUUCUAGCGAGUUCAGAUGUGAAACUCUAAAACUUGAUUGACAUUUUGCUGUUAAAUUCAGUAAAAUAAAAAUACAUUACUAAGCUGCUGAAAUCGAAGCAGAGGUUUCACUUCCAACUGCGCAUACGCUCAUGAAAGUCAUACUGCGCAGACACUUGUUUGAGCUCUGCUGUGUCUGCAGCCAGAUGCUCUUAAAACUCACCUCUGUACAGUGUGCAUGAAUAUAGAAAUGAGCUUGUCAGACUAAAAAUGUGUUUUGCACCAGGCUGCAAACAUGUUUAUUUCUGUUUUAGAGAUGGGAAUUGUAAUAUGGGUGUUAACGGGGUCUUAUGGGCUUUUAGAGUGAGCCUCAAGGGGACACUUGAUUAACUGCAGAAAUUACCACAGUUGUAUCGGCUUCCUUAUUCAACAUCAGAGGUUGCUGCAACAUUUGAGGGUUUAUUUAUGCAAUCUUUGGAUCUAAAUGGCAGACUGACAGACAUCUGCAAGGUUAUGCAGCAAGGGUAACUUCCUCAAACACAUACUGAUGAUUAGAGGAUGUGACACGAUUGAAAGCUUUAUAGCAGGUAUAAAACAGACCCUGCGGAGACACUGUUUACUCACAGUUAAAGAUAUUGACCGGGGUGGGUAAGAUGCAGAAAAACACACAUGCAAAUCAAUUUUGUUGCCUAGCUGUGGUCUUUCAUCCUGAAUCAGCAUUAGAGGCUGAUUGGAGGCUUUGAUGUCCUGUAUACAGCAGCAUAGAAGGUCUACCUCCCUUUUACAGUAGAUGACUAUCUCCAGCUGUCAUUAGCCCUCUGUUACAGUGCCCCAUGUGUCAGUAUUAAUGAACGUACAUCAAAGCCAACCUGUAACAGAAAAAAAAAAACUCAUUGAACAGCGUCUUUUAUUUAAAAACUUAUUUAUUCCCAUCACGACGGUAAAGGAGGAUCACGAAAUGCAACUCCCGUCGCAGCUGAUCAGGCCGAAACCUCAUCUACUGCACCUUUAACUGGAAUGUUUUCAUUCAGGAUCAAUAACUUAUGUAAAAUAUUCUUCACAGCAAAAGGAUUGGAUAACAUAUUAAAAUACUGUACAGUGUUUUGCACACAAAGUAAGCACUUUGAAACGUAAAGAUUUUUGUUCCCUAAAGGCAGACAUUAACGAGUCCAGUGGAUCGAUAUGGCGGCAGCGGUGGUUUAAUUAGCACAGAGGUUUCAGGAGGAAUACAAAAAUAUAGAAUACUGUACGUGAGGCAACACUACUCAGAGGGUGAAAUGAGGAGGAUAAAGAUGGAGGAAUGAAGAGCGGGGGGACGCUUCUUGGAGAAAUGGCACACAGGGGCAGCACAGGUCCAAGACAUUUAUAAGACCUCAAACAUUCAGAAAAAUGUCCUGCUUAUCUUCCGUUGAGAAAGUGCAUCUCCUUCAAACAUACCCAGACCAUUUCCUGAUAUUAAAUCCUCAUGUGGUAUUGCUAGAUUUUUACUAACUUGGAGGUGGCAGUUUUGAAAAAAUCUUUCUUUUAAAGGAUCUGAACAUAUUUUGUCUCUCACUGUGCCAGAAAAACGACAACUUUUUUCUUGCUUUUUCAGGACAAAUUGCACAUAAGAAGAGGCUAAUAGACCUUAAAAGUAUUUACAGUUUAAUACAGUAAACUGAACCUUGGCUGUAACUACAUUCGUCCCUCCAGUGUCAUUUAUCAGCUCAGACUUCUGCAGCGAUCAGGCUGCAUUUUGACGUCUUUUACAUUCAUCCUCUCUCAUUUGUCCCUCUUGAAAACACAGUUCUUGCUUUAGCUCCCUCAAAAUGUGAGAAAAGCCCUCCACUAAGGCGGGGUAAGAAGUUGACUGACAGGAAAGGGGGUUUAAGACAGCAGCUACGAUGGCAGUUUGGUCCUUAUUCACGUGUUGGUCAUUUUCUUGCUAUUCAGAGGGUCCUCGAGAACUAGUCACGUUUGGUUUAUCCUCCUGUCCUCGGCGAGUUUGCGAGCGCACUCUCCUCAAUCCUGCACUCUCCUUGGUGAGGUUUCCUGUCAAAGCCGCAUCAUGGACCUGCUUCAUGUUCUCCUGCACCUCAGCUCUGGCAUGCUCCAGCAGGUCAGCCUGACCCUGAGAAAGGAGAGUACAGAGAGAGUAAAAAAAAGAAGAGGAGGGCAGAGGUAUGAGCAGCCAGCUUGAGGCAGAGGCAGUCUCGAACAGUCUUUCCUGGAGGCUGUUUGGGUUUGUGUGUGUGUGUGUGUGUGUC
Molecule: messenger RNA, 31323 nt
Organism: Xyrichtys novacula (pearly razorfish)
Lineage: Eukaryota; Metazoa; Chordata; Actinopteri; Labriformes; Labridae
Source: the annotation of a GenBank genome assembly